Neltuma alba is the source of this 2205-nucleotide messenger RNA. RefSeq names its product TMV resistance protein N-like. The record is from RefSeq and is a predicted model, not a curated record. Bases 1 to 2205 code for a protein of 734 amino acids. Gene Ontology annotation, molecular function: ADP binding. NCBI's taxonomy places the organism in Eukaryota, Viridiplantae, Streptophyta, Magnoliopsida, Fabales, Fabaceae. The transcript is spliced from 3 exons. Gene Ontology annotation, biological process: defense response; signal transduction.
AUGGCGCGUGAUGCUGAUGGAGUUGGCUGUUCUUCAAGAUCUUCUGGUUCAACUAAGAGAAGGAAGUAUGAUGUGUUUUUGAGCUUUCGAGGGGAAGAUACCUGGAAAAAUUUUACUAAUCAUUUGUAUGCUGCUUUAAAAAACGAAGGAUUAAGAACUUUUCGGGAUGAGGAAGGACUUGAAAGGGGAGAAUCUAUUAAUCCAAGUUUAGUAGAAGCAAUUGAAGAAUCUCGUUUUGCAAUUAUUGUGCUUUCUCCAAAUUAUGCUUCUUCAACUUGGUGUUUGGAUGAGCUUCAAAAGAUCCUGCAAUUAAAGGAAGAGACAAGUCUUCAAGUAUUUCCGAUUUUUUACGGUGUACAUCCUUCUGAUGUUAGGAAACAAAACGGAAGUUUUGCAGAAGCCUUCAUAAGGCAUGAAGAAAGAUUUGUCAAAGACAAAACGCAGGAAUGGAGGGAUGCUUUAGAAAAAGUUGCUACUUUAUCUGGUUGGGACUCAAAAAACCGGUAUGAAACAGAAUUCAUUGAAAGCAUUGCUGAUGAAAUCGGGUCAAAGUUACUUGAUAAAUCAGCAUCUGAUCUUGGCAAGUUAAUUGGAAUUGAACCAAAAUUAGAUGAACUGAAUUCAAUCAUAGCAAGGGAAUCAGAAGAAGUUGGGUUUAUAGGAAUAUGGGGUGCAGGAGGCGUAGGCAAAACAACUCUUGCUAGAGCCUUUUAUGAGCGAGAGCAAAAGCGAAAGAGCAAAAACUUUGAGAUUCACUGCUUCCUUGAUAAUAUUAGAGAGACAUGUGAAAAACAUGGUUUGAUUUCGUUGCAAAGAAAACUUCUUUUAUCUUUGUACAAAAGGAGUAUAGAAGUGGCUGAUUUUUAUGAAGCAAUGGAGUUAAUAAAAAGGAAGUUAACCGACAGAGAAAUUCUACUUGUCCUUGAUGAUGUGAGUCAUGUUAGCCAACUUGAGAAGCUGGCUCCAAGGCAAGGAUGGUUCAGCAAAGGGAGCAUAAUAGUGAUAACAACAAGGGAUAAGCAUUUGCUAUCAUCAUAUCGUGUAUCUGAUAGUGCUAUAUAUCACAUUGAACUCUUGAGUGAUAGCGAGUCCCUUAAACUUUUCAUUCAAAAUGCUUUUAAAGAAGGGCAACCUAAUGAAGAUUAUUUGAACCUUGCUAGAACCGUCAUUGAAUAUACUGGAGGCCUUCCUUUAGCACUCGAAGUGUUAGGUUCAUUUCUUUGCAAAAGAACGAUAGAGGAAUGGGAAGAUGCACUAGCUAAGUUCGAGAAAGGUCUUCCAGAGGACAUUUCCAAGAUACUUGAAGUGAGUCUUCACGGAUUAGAGCUUAAUGAGAAGACUAUAUUCUUGGAUAUUGCUUGCUUUUUCAAUGGGAUGGACGAAGAUCAUAUCAUACAAAUUUUAGAAACAUUGGAUAAGGAUCUUCACCCAAAAAUUGGAAUAAGGCUUCUUAUUGACAAAUCACUAGUAAUUAAUUAUAAAGGGCGUUUGUGGGUGCAUGAAAUUCUACAAAAUAUGGCUAAACAUGUUGUCCAUCAAGAAUCAUCUGGUGAUGCCAGCAAGCUUUCUAGGAUAUUGUCCUUGGAUGAUGCCAAUCAUGUAUUAGGAGGAAAUAAGGUGACAUUUGAAAAAUACCUCAUCAAAACCCCAAAUUUUGAUGGAAUUCCUCAUCUUGAAAAGUUGAUUCUUCAAGGGUGUUCUAACUUGGUUAAAAUUCACCAGUCUCUUGGGCAACACAAGAAACUUGUCACUGUUGACUUGAAAGAUUGCAAAGAAGUUAAAACGCUUCCAGAAAAAUUUGAGAUGAAUAGCUUGGAGACUUUUAUUCUAUCAGGUUGUUCAAAAGUUAGAAAACUUCCUGAGUUUGGAAAAGAUAUGGCAUGUCUAUCGAAGCUUGAUUUAGAGAAGACUGCUCUAGCCAAGCUACCUCAAUCACUGGGCAAUUUGAUUGGUCUCGUUGAAUUAAAUUUGACAAACUGCAAAAAGCUGGUCUGUCUUCCAUGUAGUGUUGGUAAGUUGAAAGCUCUCAAAAUUACCAAACUUUCUAAUUGCUCAAACCUUUCAGGCCUGCCAGAGAAUUUGAAUGAAAAUGAAGCCUUGAAAGAGCUGGAUUUGAGUGGAAUUGCUAUAAAAGAGUUAUCAUUUAGUGGCUACAAUGGUGAAGCACAAUCUUCAUCAACAUGGAGUUGCUUAUCCCUUCUUUAA